AUGAAACGGAAAGUUUCGGUGUACGAUUCUUCUAAGGAUAAGACACUCGGCCAGGUGGUGAAAGGCGAAUCUCCGAUAUGGAUUCGUGUAGCUAUGGCUAUUCUUCGAGUCUGGUUUUUCAUAUACGAUUGCCUCAAUUAUCUCCCAUAUCAGUUGUUCAAUUCACCAACUGAGAAACUACGCAAAUCUGAACGUGUCAAGGCAAAUUGGGUGGAAGAUCGUGAUGGGCCAAUCCGCAACGUCCAAGGACAUGCUUCGGAAACAUUCCCAGGAAAAGACACAAUCGAUAAAGUGUGGAGAAAGUGUGUUGAAUUGUACGAUGAAUCACCUUGCCUGGGAACUCGACAGCUCAUUGAGGUUCACGAAGAUCAACAACCAGGAGGUCGUGUCUUUGAAAAAUGGCACCUGGGAGAGUACGAGUGGCAAAGCUACAAGGAGGUUGAAACGAAAGUUGCUCGUCUGGCUGCUGGAAUCAAAGAUCUUGCCAAUGAGGAAAAGAAUCCUAAAGUGGUUAUUUUUGCUGAGACUCGUGCCGAUUGGCUCAUCACCGCUCUGGCAUGCUUCCGUGCAAACGUAACGAUUGUAACCGUGUAUGCCACUUUGGGAGAAGAUGCAAUCGCUCACGCAAUUGGAGAGACAGAAGCUACGUUCUUAGUGACUUCAUCAGAACUUCUACCAAAAAUCGUUACUCUCGGAAAGAAAUGCCCAACCUUGAAGACAUUGAUCUACUUUGCUCCAGUGAAUGCGAAAGGGCCUGCUCCAGAUUUAACUCCCUUCCGUGACCAAUUCAAGCAUGUUCUCUCACUCAACGGACUCCUUACUCGCAACGAAGAACUAGUUAAAGAAUCAACGGCAAUCAAGUCAGAUAUUGCUCUCAUUAUGUACACAUCAGGAACAACCGGACAGCCAAAAGGAGUUAUCCUUCUUCACCAGAACGUUGUUGCUGCUAUGUUGGGACAAGGUGAUGGAGUCGGAAUCAUCUGCAACACUGAUACCUACAUCGGAUAUUUGCCACUUGCUCACAUUCUCGAGUUGGAUGCUGAAUUGACUUGUUUAACAAAGGGAGCAAAGGUUUUAGUUUUUUUUCAGGUCGGAUAUUCUUCACCACUUACACUUCACGAUCGCGCUUCGAAGAUUCAAAAAGGAACACACGGUGACUGUCAUGCUCUUCGCCCAACUUUGAUGGCUGCUGUCCCAGCUAUUAUGGACCGUAUUUUCAAGGCAGUUUCGGAAGAAGUAGCUGCAUCUCCAAGAUUUAUGCAAGAGUUGUUCAAGUUGAACUACGAGCGCAAGCGUUCUAGAUACUUGGAAGGAUAUUGCAGCCCAUUCCUUGAUCGCAUUGUCUUCAAGAAAAUUCGCAGACUUUUGGGAGGAAAACUUCGCGGAGUUCUGUCUGGAGGUGCCCCACUGAAUGCUGAAACCCAACGCUUCAUGAAUAUCUGCAUGUGCUGCCCUGUUGUUCAAGGAUACGGACUCACCGAAACCUGUGGUGCCGCUUGUGUCGCCGAUAUCAACGACUUGAGCACAGGAACCGUUGGACCACCAGUCAGAUGUUCGGAUAUUGCUCUUCGUGAAUGGCUAGAAGGAGGUUACUCACCAUUCAAUGACCCACCUCAAGGAGAAAUCUUGAUUUCCGGAGAGAACAUUUCUCCAGGAUACUGGAAACAGCCGGAGAAGACUGCCGAGGACUUCAUCACAUACAAAGGAAAAGUUUAUUUCGCUACUGGGGACAUCGGCCAAAAGAGAGAUGACGGUUCGCUUACGAUCAUUGACAGAAAGAAGGAUUUGGUUAAGCUUCAGCAUGGAGAGUAUGUUUCGCUUGCAAAGGUUGAAUGUGCACUUCUUAACUGCCCAAUUGUGGACAACAUCUGCGUAUAUGGAUGCGGAAUGGAAGACAGUGUUGUAGCCCUAGUUGUACCAAAUCAGAAACACCUGGAGAAAAUCGCUGAAACCGAGAGAGUUUCCACCAGUGAAUUGAAGACUAUGUGCGAAGACAAGAAAGUAGUAGCCGCUUACAAGAAGCAACUCGAGGAGCACGCAAAGAAGAGUAAACUAUCGCGCACCGAAAUUCCUGCUGCAAUCCAUCUUUGUCCCGAUAUCUGGACACCGGACAGUGGUCUUCUCACAGAAGCUCUCAAGUUGAAGAGAAAGCCGAUUCAAAAUGCCUACCAGAAGACACUUGAUGAUCUAUACAAGCAGCUUAAGAAGAACUAA
Molecule: messenger RNA, 2214 nt
Organism: Caenorhabditis briggsae
Lineage: Eukaryota; Metazoa; Nematoda; Chromadorea; Rhabditida; Rhabditidae
Exons: 6
Coding region: 1-2214 (737 amino acids)
Biological process (GO): long-chain fatty acid metabolic process; neuron differentiation; long-chain fatty-acyl-CoA metabolic process
Cellular component (GO): lipid droplet; plasma membrane; endoplasmic reticulum
Molecular function (GO): long-chain fatty acid-CoA ligase activity
Source: RefSeq, a predicted model, not a curated record